UCGGGGAAGCUGUUCAGAGUGACACCCGGAAGUUUACUGUUACAAUCAAUGUCCGAGACCGUACUGAUGGAGGGAAUUGUAAACCGGCGGUUACUUGUAAUCAGUAGAAUAGAUACAUAUUUGUCCUAAUAAACAGUUUACGAGAGAAAGAAGGGCGAGGGACAAUAGGGUUCAUCAGAGCAGAGACGAACCGGGAAAAAACAAACAUGAGAGGAUGCGCGACAGUUGUAUGGAGCGACUAAUCGAUUGCAUUACGUGGAGGGAAAAAAGAAAACAAACCAGAUGAAGCAGGUUUGAUUUGAGGAUGCUUAUGGCCCGAAAACGUAAAUCUAGCUCACCUGAACCAAGGCUUGCCCGUUCCGAAGCCUUAAAGAAGGACGAGGAUGUGUUUGAGAUAAAAGCGUCUCGCAGCGCGUCCCUUGAUUCGCAAAGGAUCUGUCCAUUCGCGAAAAGGAAACGCCAGCGCAUCGUCUCAGAUGCAUCCCCACAAAGAGGACAUUCGGCCAGGUUUAAAGGCCAGGUGGAGUGUAGAGAGGAAUCCCAGCCCAGCACCAGCCCAGCACAGCACCCUGCGUCACCCAAAGAUGACAGUGACCUCGGGCUAGUCAUCACCCUGGGUGAGAAUCAGUGUGGGGGGCAGCAAGGAUGGAGGAAGAAGGGCGUGAGGAUGAAAAUGGGGGCGGCGGGGGGGACAGAGGCUGCGGGGCCUAGGGCCGAGCAGGAAGAGAUGGCCUGUGAGGAUCCGGAUAUUAACAGGCAGCUGGACAAAGAGCUGGAGAGAAAGUCGCAACAGCACAACCUGAGCCGCUCCAAUGUGCGCAGCAUUCUGCACGAGGUCAUCACCAACAAGCAUGUGGUAGCCAUGAUGAAGGCGGCUAUUAGGGAGACACAGGACAUGCCCUUGUUUGAGCCCAAGAUGACCCGCUCUAGACUGAAGGAAGUUGUACAGAAAGGGGUGGUCAUUCCCACCUGGAACAUCCCUGCCAUCAAAAAGGCCAAUGAAGUGAAGCCCCCACAGUUUGUCGAUAUUCAGCUAGAGGAAGAGGACUCCUCUGACGAAGAGUACUGUCCCGAUGAAGAGGAGGAGGACGAGACAGCGGAGGAGACAUUUUUGGAGAGCGACGUGGAGAGCACCGCCUCCUCGCCCCGGGGCAGCCGCCCGGGGAGGUCUCGGACUCCCGUGGACAGCGCGGCGCAGGGAGAGUGCCGUGGCGGCAGCCCGAGACAGAAGUCCCGGCUGUCCAGGCAUCUGAGGGUGGAGGUGGUUCCCAUGGGCCCGCCGCCGCCCCCCCAGUCUGCUGGACCCCAGCGCCCCGUCAGGGUGCCCCACGAGUGCAGCUUCAUGGAGAAGCUCCACGCCGUGGAUGAGGAGCUAGCACUCAGCCCCAUCUGCAUGGAGCCCUACCAGGCCCUGAGCGGCGGUGGGGGUGGUGGCGAGAGCCUGGUGGCGUGCCGCACGCGCUCCAAGCGCCCCCUCCGCAACGUGCCCUUGGGCCAGCUGGAGGCGGAGCUCCAUGCCCCGGACAUCACGCCAGACAUGUACGAGUGUGGCUCCGCCCCCGAAGACCACGAGUGGACCAAGUGGCUGCAGGGCCUCAUGCGGUCCGACAUGGAGAAUGAAGAAGAGGGUGAUGACGACGAUGACCCGGAGUACAACUUCCUGGAAGACAUUGAUGAGCCGGACCUGGAGGACUACCGCAACGACCGUGCAGUCCGCAUAACCAAAAAGGAGGUCAAUGAGCUGAUGGAGGAGCUGUUUGAAACGUUUCAGGAUGAGUUGGGGGUACAGAAGCAUGAUGAAGAGGGGCAUGAGGAGGAAGAGGAGGAAGACAGGGAGGAAGAGGCUCCUUCUCAAGGAGCUCCCAACUUCAAUGUCCCUCAGGCCAUCCGGUUCGAGGAGCCGCUGGCCAACAUGUUGACAGAGCGACACCGCCUGGCGAAGGAACAGUUGGAGGCUCUUCAGCAGCGCCGAGCCCUAAUGGACGUCCAAGCGAAGAGCUCCCAGAGUCCCCCGCAGCCCCCAGUACUGCUGCUGCCCCCUCCCUGUGUCCUUAUCCUCACCCCCCUGCAGAAACUGCAGCUGCAGCAGCAAUUACAGCAGCAUGUCCAGCUGCUGACCCAGGUGCACAUACUGUGCAGCCCAGUGGAGGCGCUGCAGAGUGAGCUGGCCGUGGUGCAGCAUUUCCUGGAGGAGCUGAAAGUGUUUUCAGAGCGUGGGGAGCAGAGCAGGAGGCCCGUGGAGCCUGGAUUCGUCAGCAUCUUCAGGACCUGUAACCUACAGGGGGCGCUGUCCUUGCUGCAUGAGCUGAAACACUCCGAUAUCCCCGUUCUCCCCGUCCAGCCAUUCCGGAGAAAUAGCUUUCGUUCGUACCCCUUACUCCCUCCGAAUGUGGCCUGGCUGCUGGCUACCCGGCCUGUGUUCAUGUACCCCCAACUGCUGCCCCACUGCAGCCUAGACCCCGCCCUGCACCCCCCGCGCUCCAAUAAGGGCUACACCCGCGGGGAGGAAUGCCUGAUUGUGCUGGGCCUGAAGCAUUUCGGUGAGACCGAGUUCCCGUACCAGCUGAUGUGCCGCUACCUACUGCGCACCAAGAAUCCCCAGCAGCUCCGUGCUCGUGUCCACGACAUGUCGGCCCGCCGCGCUCCCGACAACAUCAUCAAGUUCUUCUGUCAGCACAAGAUAGUCCCCUCCAUGCUUUUGGGGUGCGGCAGAGUGAUGCCAGGAGCAGAGCGCCCUGCAGUGGAGAGAGAGGAAACGAUUCUUCCCAUCUGGCUUCGGAAAAGUUUUCCUUAUAUCCAUAAGGCUGUACUAAAGUAUAAUCAGCCUGAAGGCCAGGUUCCAGCUGACGUGGUCCAGUCUCCUCCCUACGUUUUCCCUCCCGGGACACGGUACCCGGCCUCCCUGCCCAGAGACGUCACUCUGCGCCUUCACCCCGGCGGCUUCAAAGCCACGGGCUCUCACGCCGGGUCGAAGCCCCCAGCCCAGUCUGUUCCCGCUUUGACCAAGGCCCCUGCAGGGCUCACAGCCGCUACACCUUUCCUGGCUAAAACCUCAGGAACCACCCCUAACCACGGGGUUAUUUUAAUGGCCAAAGCCCCGACCACUCCCAUUCACGGGGCUAUGUCGCUGGGCCAGGCCCCCCUGACCCCAGCCCACGGGACCGUGCCGGUGAACACCCCCUACUCCGUCAGCCUCAGCACGGCUCAGUGUUUUGCACAGACGCCCGUCAUGCAGGAUCUCCCCUCUGCCCCUCACUCCUCUCUGCUCCAGGUGUCCAGCACAGCCCCCCUGGUAGCCCCCCGCCACACCAACAAACGAAGAGCAAAUCAGCGCCCCCCCCGCAAAUUACUGCCCAUCCAGCCUGCCCCCCCAAAACUGCCCUCCCAGCCCCUCCCACUGCUCACUAUCUCCACAGGUGGAACUGUCAAUGUGCUGAAUCUGGCUAGUGGGUCGGCUGUAGUAGCAGAGGACACGGGGGGCGGGGCUUGCGGUGUCAUCCCUUCCACCGUCAUCAUCAACCUGGCUACUCCAGUAGGCACUACAGUGGUUUGUCCCCCUCCUGCCGCUGAAGGAUUGGUCAGUCCCUCUCCAGAAGCCACGCCUCUACCCCAAGACCCUGUCACGCACCCCAACGGAGCCCUCGCUCAGCUUCGCAAACUAGCCAGGCCAUUGCUUCCAGCUCCUCCCAGCACGAACCCUUCCCAAAGCUACACCGACACUGACAGUGCAGUGAAGUUGAAACUCAACCCCAUUUUCCUUCAUACUCCGUCUCCUGCUGUCACGUCCUCGGAUCAUGUAACGAACACGACACCACUCCAUACGGUUUCAUUGGAAAACCCAAGGGAGAUGUCAAUGGACACCUCCCCUUGUGACCCGCAGAAAUCCAAAGGAACCUGCUAUGGUUCCAGUCCACAGACAAUGAACACUUUUGAACAUAAUGUGCAGUGCUUCAAAACGGUGACUCCUUCAGGCCAGAUUCAGAGUGAGGUACCAAACCAUGACCAGGGUACAGCUCCUCGCGGUAUUCUGCUUGACACAGCCUCACAGCAAAACCUCCAACAGACAAAUGAUACAGAAAACACAAAGAACCACAUCUUGCCUUUCAGUGAGUUAGGUCCACCUCUGGCCUGCUCUCCUAUGACUACUACCUCUGUGAACCUCCCAGACACGUCAACUGGAACAGAUCAGCAACAGCCCAGCAAAGUACCAUUUAUAAAUAUGUUAAACAGCAGGGAUGUGAUACGUUUUGGCUCGAAUGUAAAGCCAUCCACAAGCAGUGUGGCUCAGCUGGAAGUGGACGGUUUGGUGGCAAGCACUGGAGAACAGAAAGAACAGGAGGAGCACCAUGAAAGAGAAGAAUGGGGUGAAAGUGAGAGCGGUAAUAUUGCAGGGCGCCUGCUGGCACUGUCAGAAUCUUCUAGCAGCCCAAGGUCUAGUCUGGACAGCCAUGCAGAUGCCCUGGAGAGACUAAUGGACGUAGAAGAGGAGGGGAAGCUGGUGGAGGCGGGUUGGUGCAGGUUAGCAGCUUCCACUCCCCGUCUGCCAUCUGAGGCAGAAGAAACGGGUGAUGAAGAUGACUGGGAUGAUGAAGCGAAACCAAGGAAUGGCCCAGCUGGUGGACAAGCAAGUGACGCCGAGGUGGGGACCCAGAGGAAAGUGGAGGAGGAGGACGGUCGGUUGGAAGAUGGCGACAGCGGGAGGGCCUGUGUGAAUCUGCCCCCGCCUCACGUCAAGCUGGCAGAAGGGAAAUGCAUUUCAGUGGGAGGGCUUUCACUGAGCUCUGCACACGAGGGCCAGGAGCAGUCUGGAGGAGGAGAGGGUGGCGCAGGCGGCCGGCAAGAUGGCGGGGGAGGGGAGCACCAGGGUGGAGGCGGUGCCAGCGAGAGGAAGGAGGACCGAGGAGACGGCGGAGAAGGAGGGGAAGAAGGCAAGGGAGGGGCGGCGGGAAAGAGAAACGGAGAUGGAGAACGAGGCGGGAAGAGAGAAGGAGAUGGGAAGGGCAACGGAGAAAAGGAUGGUGAUGGGGAGCGUGAGAGGCAGGGCGGAGAGGACGAGGAGGAAGAAGACUUUGAUGACCUCACCCAGGAUGAAGAUGAAGAGGAAGUGAUGUCAUCGGCAUCCGAGGAAUCCGUGUUGUCUGUGCCAGAGCUGCAGGAGACGAUGGAGAAGCUGACUUGGUUAGCAUCGGAGCGCCGGUUAUGUGGGGAAGGUGAUUCAGAGGAGGACAAUUCCCCGAACUCCCCCAAUUCGCCGACCUCUCCAACCUCUCCAGUCUCCCAGAACUCUCAGGAGGAGAACUCCGAGGAGGAGGAAGAGGGGGGGCCGCCCAAAGGGGAGGAAUUGGAGUCGGGUGACGGAGGAACUGGCAAGCUGCCUGGUGGGGAUGUAGCUGAAGGAGCAGGUGCUCCUCAGGCCAGUGGAAAAGGAGCGGGUCGGGGUAGAGGUCGUGGCCGCCCACCCCCUCGCAGCCUGAGGCGCACGCGCCGACAGGACCGGGACAGCAAGGACGCCUCCAAGCUGAUGCUUCUGUACGACGACCACAUCCUGGACAACGACCCCUUGAGGGAGAGCAAGGACAUCGCUUUCGCCCAAGCCUACCUCAAUAGGGUAAGGGAUGCCCUGAAGGACAUUCCCGGGAAGGUGGAGGAGUUCCUGGGGCUCCUGUACGAAUUUGAUCAGGGUGGUGAGGGCCGUAGCGCUGUGGAGCUCUUCGGCCAACUGAAGCCGGUUCUGAAGGAGUGGCCCGAGUUAUUGCGGGACUUCGCGGCCUUCCUGCUGCCCGAGCAGGCCCUGGAGUGCGGCCUGUUUGCCGAGCAGCAGGCCUUCGAACGCAGUCGCCGUUUUCUGCGCCAGCUAGAGAUCAGCUUCGGGGAGAACUCGUCGCACUACCAGAAGAUAGUGCGUGCCUUGCAGGGAGGCCCCGGCCUCAGUCCCGCUGGCAUCGAGGAGCUGAAAUCUCAGAUGGCCUCCCUCCUCAAAGGUCACACCCACCUACAGGGGGAAUUCUGGGUAUUUUUCGAUGAACUCCGCCCACCUCCCCCUCAGCCGGGGCAGUUUGAAGAGGCGGUAUGGCCAGACGAAGGGGGGAGCAUGACUGAUGGCGGGGACGGUGGCAGUGUCGGGCCAGCAGGGGGAGCGGGUGGGGGGUUCGAGGAAGUCACGCUUCCUGACUUGGAGGAGGAAGAAGAGGUGCACAAGAUUCCACCAAUGACCGCCAGAAACAGGAGAAGGAAGGAACUGGUCACGCAUGGAAAUGACAAGGAGUGUGAUUGGCCAGAGAAGGAUUGCUCCUGCCCUUGCCAUGAUUCUGCUAAUGAAUCCAAACUGCGAAGACACAAGAGGAAGGGCUGCUCUCGCUGCCAUACUACAAAGACUUCUGAUUCUGCCAAAGUGAUGAAGAAUCGUGAUUCGUUGUACUCAGGAUCCAACAGUCCCCCACAAGAGAUCCAAGUGGAAAAAAGAGGGGAAGAGAGGGAGGAAGAGAGAGAGGGAGAGAAAGGGGUGGAGACCGAAGUCCAAGCAGAAACAGGAGUCAAGGAGUCAAGCAGUCCGCGGCCUGGUGGGGAGGCCCAACCAUGGGAAGGAGGUCCUCUCCCACCGACCGAAGAAAGAGAUGAAGAAGAAGAGGAAGAGGAGUGGAAGGAGGGGGAAGGAGAGGGCAGCCCUGCCCCAAAGAAGAGCAGGAAGGAUGGAGAGGCUGCAGGAGAGUUUGAUGAACCUCCACUCAUCCUGUCGGGGGAGAAGGAGAAAGAGAUGCCCACGGGCCCCCUUCAGGCACGUCCCAGCACCUGCUCUGAUCCUCCAGUCUGCGCCAAGAACAUCUCCCUCACUCCAAGUGGAGAGAAAGUCAUCCUCUGGACCAGAGAGGCAGACCGUGUCAUUUUAACUGCUUGCCAGCAGCAGGGAGCCAAUCAGAGCACCUUCCAGGCAGUGUCGGCCCAGCUUGGAAACAAGACAGCCAAUGAGGUGUCUCGGCGGUUCCGCGACCUCAUGCGCCUGUUCCACACAGCAGCCCGGCAGGUCAGCUCAGAGGAUGAGGCGAGCAAUACAGAGCAGCAGUCUGCCACCAAUGAGGAGCUGGACUGACAGGCAAAGCGCUCCUCAGAAUGAAGGAGGGCAGGAGCCACUUACACACCCCGUCCAGGGAGCUGAAGGAUGAGCAGGAAGUGACCAAAAAGCAGAAACGUGUCUCUAACCUUAGAGAAUACUCUGUUCGCGGUUGCACAAUUUGGACCUUCCUAAAUUCGCUUACUUACCUUGAGGACUAAAACGUGGAGACUGAAGACAUGAGCAGAUCGAAAACGCUAACAACCAAGAUGUCUGAAACACACCAGCCAAAGUGUUAAAAACAGCACUCUACAGUCAACUUGAACAUUUUGUACAUAAUGUAAAUAUAGCAUUAAUUUGGUUUUACAUCCCAGGCUGUACAGUAUGUUUUUAAUAUUUGCAUUCUGUUGGUACGUGUUAAUGUAGGACGUUGUGUAAACAUAUCCUAUAAUAAUUUAAUAAAUAAUUGUAUUAAUAAUGGAGUUCACAAUAAAAUCCUACAUGACAUUUUAA
Paramormyrops kingsleyae is the source of this 7561-nucleotide messenger RNA. Its product is annotated as GON-4-like protein. The record is from RefSeq and is a predicted model, not a curated record. Gene Ontology annotation, molecular function: transcription coregulator activity. Gene Ontology annotation, biological process: regulation of DNA-templated transcription. Gene Ontology annotation, cellular component: nucleus. Lineage: Eukaryota; Metazoa; Chordata; Actinopteri; Osteoglossiformes; Mormyridae.